AUGGAGCCUCCUCCUUUCCAAGAAGCACCACGCUGCGACGUCUGCAAAUGCAGCUUCAACGCUUUCAGGCGACGGCAUCAUUGCCGAUCUUGUGGGCGGACGUUGUGCCAUGAACACUCGUCAAACCAACUGGCUCUACCACAGUUCGGUAUUUAUUCAACCGUUAGAGUUUGCAGUGAUUGUUUCAAUGACUCCUCUCGAUCUAUCAAAGGUGAUGUAUCUUCGGACAGAGUUAAUGCUGUAACAGCUACAGUUUCUAGAUUGGACAUUGGUGCAGGUGUAGAUUUAAAGGCUGAACCAACUGUAGAGUAUCAACCUGUGUCAGCCAUUUCAGAAUGCAAGUGUGGAAUGCCUUUAUGUAUUUGUGAAGCUCCAGCUCCAUCCAUGGAUGCAGUUCCCCAGCAGAGCAAAACCGUAUCCACCUCUGUCCCUCGAUCGAAUCCAAGACCAAAAAAGACAGAAACCACUUUAAAAACCAAUGCUUCCACUUCGAACAGCAAACAUAGUUCUGUCUUCAAUCUUGGUCAAGCGAACAGCGGAACUUCUGAUAAAAGCCAGAUGGAUUAUGAAGUCACUGGGGAGGGUAUGAGAGAAGCUAUAAAGAAUAGUGAUGUUGCUGCUGUCAAGAAGCUUCUGAGUGAGGGUGUUGAUGCCAAUUACCAUGACAAGCAAGGACUUUCUGUGCUACAUUUAGCAGCAGUCUUUAAUCAAACUGAGAUAGUUUUUGCCCUGAUGGACUCUGGAGCAAGCCUGGACUACAAGAAUGCACAGGGGGAAACACCAUUGGACUGUGCUCCUGCCACUCUCCAAUACAAGAUGCGACAGAAGAUGGAAGAAGAUAGAAGAGCAUGA
Messenger RNA from Prunus armeniaca (apricot), 852 nucleotides. The record is from the annotation of a GenBank genome assembly. Lineage: Eukaryota; Viridiplantae; Streptophyta; Magnoliopsida; Rosales; Rosaceae.